CCUUAAUAACAGCGCUGUCUGGAGUAAAGGCAAUAUUGCAGCUUUUAUUAAGAAACACGUCACGCUUUAGGUGAAAGACAGUUGUGCAAAUUAACACUUAACAAUUUAUAUACUUUAUAAAUGGUUAAAAAUACAUCACUGGAUUAUCUUUGGGAUCUUGUUCCACCUAAAGAAGCUAGUGCAAGCAAGUGCCAUCCCAGAAAUCGAUUAAAUGCAAAAGUAUUAAUUAUGCAAUUAUUUAUUCCAUACAGUCGAAAUAUGACAUGCCUGCUAAAAAAAUUGUUUGAUCAGGGUUAAAUUCAAGGCUUUCAAAACGUUUCAUGAUAAUACAUCGAUCCUUUCAUAUUGCGCAAUGAAACCCUGACAUAAACAAAAAUCAUUCCCGCGAUUUAGCUGUAAUGUUGCUGAGUGCCACGUUAAACAUUGUAAACAAAUCUUGUUCUUACAUCGAAUCAACAGCAGCUCCUCCUACAGGAGACUAAUCCACUAUUAGACCACUAGACCACGGAGGAGGUCUUAUUGGAAGUAGACUGGCAGCUUGGUUUCAACUCCGCGGGUCAAGUAUUAUCUUCGAGUGUACAUAAAUUAUCAACUGGUGUUAAACACUGACAUACUGACCGAGUUCCGCACGGCGGGUGCUGCGGCCCAUAUUUGCGUUGUCUCUCUCAAGGUUCUACGUGUACACCCACAGAAAGACAACAGCCUGCAUGGUCAGCGUCUUGUCGCACAAGCACAGUACGGGAUCACGGGAGUGAGACCUUUAGAAGUAACCAUGUCUGACUACCACAUCAGGCGAGCCACGGUUGAUGACUUCGACCGCGUCAUGGCCAUUGGGGACGUUUACGGGGGUAUUGACUACCUGCGUCAUCAUUAUCCCCUUUUUAUGGACGACCCUUACGCCCAGUCGUAUGUCUACGUCGUCGGUGAGGAGAUAGUUGGCUUCUGCACUUCUUUCCUGGUCGACGAUGGGCUGACCUUUCUAGUUCGAGGCAGCAGGGUUAAGAAAGACUUCCAAGGACAAGGGGUUUAUGGCCGUCUUAUGAAACACGUUUACGCAGAAUACAAAGACGUAGACAGCAUCCAAUACGACGCCAUGACCACCAACAAUUGCAACUUUGAAGCUAAGAAAGACAGCCUUAGGAAAACCCAUACUGAAAUUUCAAGAAAGAACUUCUUGAAUUAUCACUUUAAGAUGGAAGAUAUUCAACCUCUCACCCCGCCAACCGAUAUAAUUCUGGAGGAGGUCAACUCGUCAGCUAUGAUGUCAUUAUUUGAGGACAACAUUACACGCGAGAAACUGUUUCCUGGAGACAAGAUAAUCAUAGAUUGGGUUCCCCUACGCCUGCUACUCUCCAACAUGAAGUACAUACUCGCACCAAGCUCAUUAGCGCUCCAGUCAAGGGGCGAUGACACUCACGUGUCACUUCUCACGGUUGGAACACCAAUGCAGUGUGAGAAGGGAAUCAGAUAUAGUCUCGAUGUUUUCGGAAGCGACGGCUCCGUCCUACGUCAUCACAUUAUUCGUCACAUGGAGUACCUACGCUCGCUGACUCAGAAAGCAGUUGUAUUUCAGAUUAUAACUGCAUUCGAGUUAGGAAAUAACGGGGAUGAUAUUAUAAAAGGCCUGGGGGUUCCUCCAUUCGAUUUUCCGAUGACUGAAAUGAUUUAUUUUGAAAAGAGUUUCAGGUGAAAAAUGUCAGAUGUUCACGGUCGAGGAAAUGUUCCUUGAGUCAUCAUGUCUUAGUCUUAAUUACGAAGAUUUGCAACUGGGAUACGUUAAAGUUAGACUCAGGGCAGAGGGACUUCUUACAAAUGCAUUUUUUCUAUAUAACAUAGGCAGUCCGUUCGAAAUAUUACAUAAAGAAAAAUGUGAAACAAUUUGAAAAGGUUUGUUUUGCAUUCAACAAUAUUGCGGCUACAUGACGUCGAUCUGGAAAUCAUCGAGUCGCGAUCAGACAAUCUAGGGACUCAUAUCUCCACACAAUAAUGAUAUGAUGAAACAAUGCACACCAAGUUACCGCUUCUAUCCUUGAAUCACAAGCUGGGGACAUGUCGUUUUUGCUGUUGCUUAACACGCGGUCAGCAAUAUCCUAGCUACAGGACGGCAACACGUAAAUAUUGCCAUGUAAUAUAUUGAUUAUAUUACCAAUGACAGAUACCACGAAGAUCACUUCUUAUCACACGUGUAUAUAAUCGGAUCCACAUAUUUAAGACCCGUGAAGAUCCGGGGUAGAAUAGGUCUUCAGCAAUCCAUGCUUGCCGUAAAAGGCGACUAUGCUUGUCGUAAGAGGCGACUAACGGGAUUGGGUGGUCAGGCUCCCUGACUUGG
Messenger RNA from Haliotis rufescens (red abalone), 2329 nucleotides. Its product is annotated as histidine N-acetyltransferase-like. Gene Ontology annotation, molecular function: acyltransferase activity, transferring groups other than amino-acyl groups. Bases 773 to 1690 code for a protein of 305 amino acids. The transcript is spliced from 5 exons. Lineage: Eukaryota; Metazoa; Mollusca; Gastropoda; Lepetellida; Haliotidae. The record is from RefSeq and is a predicted model, not a curated record.